Annulohypoxylon maeteangense is the source of this 1479-nucleotide messenger RNA. RefSeq lists its product as uncharacterized. Lineage: Eukaryota; Fungi; Ascomycota; Sordariomycetes; Xylariales; Hypoxylaceae. The record is from RefSeq and is a predicted model, not a curated record. Bases 615 to 1121 code for a protein of 168 amino acids. The transcript is spliced from 3 exons.
CAAUAGUCAUUGAGAAGCUAUAUGAGGCUUAAUCUUGGCGACGGCCUGCUAUUGGUCACCUCGUUCAGGGCAUUCAGCUUUGGAUCAAUGUUUUGUCAGCUUACCAGCGCUGAAAAUUUCCAUGCCAAUUAUUAAAGCUGUCAUGGUCUUGGCUCUGGAGGUUGGGAACCUAUAGGGUCUCCUCUAGCUUUCAAUGCCGCUUUAUAAGCUCCUCUACAGCAAAGCUUCAUGGCCCGAAAGUGGACAUUCUUCGGAUAUCGGUCCUGCUCUUGAAUGGUUCGACAGCGAAGCUAUUCACACCAUAUUGGGCUGAUUAGGCUGCGUGUGAAUGACUCGUGACACGAUACUCCUAUGGCUGGUCGUGAUAUGGAGUGCCACCGCCCUAAACUGGACAUGGAAUCGAUGGAAAUAGAGCCAUUCGGGCGAGGGCAAUAGCGACGGUUGAGCGAGAGUGAACACGCUAUUCCCGCUCUGUUGCGCCCAAGAACUACUAUAUAUAGUAGAGAAGCCUCCUCUUGAAGUCAAGAUUUUGGAUACAGAAAUCACACACAACUUCCUCCAUCUUCCAGACUAUCAAACAUCUUCAACCCUUUCUUCCAAAGAAAUCAGUCAACAUGCAGUUCAACCUCUUGUUCCUCGCCCCCUUGGCAUCUCUGCUCCAGAUCGCCACUGGUAUGCCCACCGACACUGUCUACGAGAUCAAGAAGCUCCCCACUGUGCCGUUCAACGAGACUCGAUACUAUGCCGAGCUCCAGGCCAGCAAGAACGGAGAUGCGAUCUCAAAGCGUGACAGCUGCGCCUCUGGUUACCCGUACAACCAGGGUGACAUGGACGCCCUUAUCUCGAGCUUGCAGAACGAUGGGAAGACCGAUUACAUGCCGGCUGGGAGUGCCGCGGGUUGGUCUCUUGGUACCGCUGUGGUUUGCACGUACAACCAAUACGUCUUUGAAAACACCCACGUUUCUCAUUGGGAGAUGGGAUGGGGUGCCGGCUACGUAAAGGGCCAGUGUUGCCCGAGCGAGAGUAGCAACCCGCAGUGCUCUGGCGGCUCCUGCACGGGACACGGAGACAGUGGUCUCUCGGUUAUCAUAUCUACCCAUAACAGUGCCUCUACUUGUUAAUCGGGCUCAACACGAUUUCCGGUUGCCGGGUAUCACUCGGGGCUACGGAGAGAAUGGAUUAUCGGAGCCAGCUUCGUGAUCUGAGGAUAAAAUGUUUAUAACAAGUCGGGGGGCUCAAGGAUAGUUGAAUAUAGACACUUGUAACCGCGCUGGCUAUUUUAUCGUUGUAGGAGUGGUAUAGGAAUAUUUGAAUGUCGAGGAAAUAAAGUUCAAGUUCCGCUUAGUCAGUAGCCCCUUUUCACCCCUUUCCAACAAACAAUCAAAAAUAUUUCUUUCUUGUCAUUAGAAGCGAAGGCACAACGAAGGAUCUCGCUCAAAUUUUGAAGUCUUACUCUAUUCAGCUACUCAUGUCAAAAAG